Dioscorea cayenensis subsp. rotundata (Guinea yam) is the source of this 1646-nucleotide messenger RNA. RefSeq names its product probable polygalacturonase. The record is from RefSeq and is a predicted model, not a curated record. Gene Ontology annotation, biological process: carbohydrate metabolic process. Gene Ontology annotation, molecular function: polygalacturonase activity. NCBI's taxonomy places the organism in Eukaryota, Viridiplantae, Streptophyta, Magnoliopsida, Dioscoreales, Dioscoreaceae. The transcript is spliced from 6 exons. Bases 23 to 1468 code for a protein of 481 amino acids.
CCUCGUCUCUUUUGGUCUCUCGAUGGCUUCGCAAACUCGAAGCUCGAUCCGAUUUACGGUGCUGUUGUUGAUUUGGGUGGCGGCAAUCGAGCUAUCCAUGGAGCCGGUGGAGUGCCGGAGAAGUAAAUCGCACGGCCACGGCCGAAGGGGUUACUACGCCGGCUCGGCGCUGACAGGGAUGCCUCCCAGGGCCUAUACGGCGUCAGUGAAGGAUUUUGGAGCAGUGGGCGAUGGUGUGACAUCCAACACGGAGGCUUUCCAUGCGGCGAUUGCUAAUCUGAGCCAGUACUCGGAGAACGGUGGUGCGAAGCUGGUGGUGCCCGCCGGGAGAUGGCUUACCGGGCCGUUCAACCUCACCAGCCACUUCACCCUUUUCCUUGAACAAGACGCCGUCAUCCUUGCUUCCCAGGAUCUAAAUGAAUGGCCGAUCAUCGAUCCAUUGCCUUCUUAUGGGAGAGGAAGGGACUUGCCAGGAGGAAGGUACACCAAUUUCAUCCAUGGUGCCAACCUCACUGAUGUGGUUAUCACUGGGGAUAAUGGAACAAUUGAUGGACAGGGAGAAAUCUGGUGGCAGAAAUUUAAAAACAAUGAACUGAACUACACACGUGGAUAUCUGGUAGAAUUGAUGUUUUCAGAUCACAUCAUAAUAUCGAACCUUACAUUUGUCAACUCCACUUCAUGGCAUAUUCAUCCAGUCUACAGCAGCUACAUAGUAGUCUCAGGAAUCACAAUUCUUGCCCCAAUCAUUUCACCAAACACAGAUGGAGUUAAUCCAGAUUCCUGUUCCCAUGUUCGAAUAGAGGACUGCUACAUUGUCUCUGGCGAUGAUUGUGUUGCUAUAAAAAGUGGAUGGGAUGAAUAUGGCAUCACCUUUGGCAUGCCGAGCCAGCACAUCAUCAUCCGAAGGCUCACCUGCAUCUCCCCCACCAGUGCCGUCAUUGCUCUUGGGAGUGAGAUGUCUGGUGGCAUCCAAGACGUGAGAGCUGAAGACAUCACCGCAAUCAACUCUGAGUCCGGUGUCAGGAUCAAGACUGCCCCAGGACGUGGUGGCUUUGUGAAGGACAUCUUUGUUCGGCGCAUGAAUUUGUACACAAUGAAGUGGGUGUUCUGGAUGACUGGAAACUAUGGGCAGCACCCAGAUGACAAGUAUGAUCCAAAUGUAAUGCCAUUGGUCCAUGGGAUUAGUUACAGCGAUGUUAUAGCUGAAAAUGUCACAAUGGCCGGGAAUCUGUUGGGCAUUGAGAGAGCCCCAUUCACAGGGAUCUGCAUCUCUAAUGUCACAGCUGAUAUGGCGAAGUCUAAGAAACUGCCAUGGAAUUGCAGUGACAUUUAUGGCAUUACAAGCUCUGUGAGUCCUACUCCUUGUGCUUUACUUCCUGACCAGGGGAGCGAUGCACCACCAUGUCCAUUUCCGACUGAUGAACUGCCCAUUGAUGGUGUUGAACUCAAUCAGAACUCAUAUUGGUAAUGUGAUUUUUUUAAUUGCCAUGCGGUUUACUUAAGCUAAGUAACUUCGAUAUAUUAUUGGCCUUGAUUUCUUGAUCUUUAAUAUAGAUAUGAGCAUUGAUAAACAAGGACAAGUUCACCUUAAAUGGGUGUUUUGAUUUGAUUCCUGAACUCCAAAUAUAUACACUAUUGUUUAACCA